Messenger RNA from Bursaphelenchus xylophilus (pine wood nematode), 1001 nucleotides. NCBI's taxonomy places the organism in Eukaryota, Metazoa, Nematoda, Chromadorea, Rhabditida, Aphelenchoididae. The record is from the annotation of a GenBank genome assembly.
AUGCACCGUAUCUUUCUGGUCUUGGCAUUGAUGGUUGUGGAAGAGGUGGCGGGCAGUGCCUGCAUUAAUGGAGCAGAAUCCAAUGGACGUAAGUUAGCUGACCUAUAGAGGCAAAAAUUUUAUACGGGCAUUCUUGAAAUGCUGCUUGCAUCAAUGUCAAACGAAGGCACGGGGCCGAUUUUUUGCAAAAAUAUUUUACGUUAGAGCCCCAGAAAUGUCAAAAAUAAAACGUCCUGGGAAGGCUUGGCCUUCCAAGUUGUUUAACGACCCUCGCCUUGAACGUUCUUUCCCAAAAAAAGCUGUUGAAUAUGCUGUACAUAAAGCUUACAGCAGCGAAAGUACUUCAAGCCCGACGCUCAGAUUCUGACAAAACUUUUCACAAGUUUAGAGUCUGAAAGUCUACGGACUGCUAGCCCCGCGCUUUGCAAAAACGACCGAGAUUUUUAUGGCACCUUUUGCGAAAUUUGGCAUGAAAAAAUUCAUGUCUAUUGCUACUGUGGAAGGAAAUGUUUCAAAAAAAAUCAACCUGUAUGUCCCGAAAUUAGCAAAGUUAGGGUCAGUAUAAUAUUUAUUUGGCGGAUGCACUAUGUAUUUGCAUAGUAAAAAAAACGUUGCACUUGGAAGCCUUCCCUUGUUAAUUUUAAAACUCUGAGUCACUCUUACUAAACCAUAUGCUCACUUAAAUCCUUCAAAAAUCGUGUUUAACCCCAACAUUUCCAGCUUGUAUAUCGGGAAAAUGCUUGUCCGGCUAUGAGUGCCUUAACAGUGUGUGUUGUGCUCAAGCGCUAGACGCCCAGCAAGCAGACGUUCAAGACGAUGACGCCGCCACCACACCCACCACACCAACAACGCCCACCACCGUUUCCAGCACAUUCAAUCCGUUGUGUGUGGAUGGCGCUAUCAAUUGCGGGAUGUUUGUUGCUUACUGUGCCUUCAACGAUUACUUACUCUGUAUGAUUCAGCAUUGCGGCAGGACCUGCGGCUUCUGUGCCAAGGGAUAA